AUGCUCAAUCUUGGCCUCCUGCUGUGCACGCUGAUCUCCUGUACCUUCCCAGCACUUCCCCCUGCACUCUUGUGCUACUUGGUGGUUGUUACCUUGGCCUUUACCCAUCACCACACCUGUCAAAAGACCCACACCUGCUGGUACCCUUGGGUACAAGUAGAGUUCUCGGUUCCUGUGGGUAAACCCGCAGGCUCCCCGACAGUUACCAAUGUCUCUGUCCCUUUCUUCCAGCCGUUAGACUUAAGCAUUGUACCAGGGACCUACAGCUCCUCAACUCUGACUUAUGGUACCCUCACAACAGCAAUCAAGAAUUUUGGAGACAGUUUUGUCGCUAUGGCUACAAAGCACAUGACCUUGUGUAAUGACGGAAUGCUGACCAGCACUGUUGACUUAAUGCCACGGCAGAGCUAUGUAUCUGUGACUGCAUUUAAUGCAGGGAUGCCUAUGUCUGGUAUCACAGCCCUUGAUGACGUGUGGCGGUAG
This is a messenger RNA of Suillus paluster, 483 nucleotides long. RefSeq lists its product as uncharacterized. Gene Ontology annotation, biological process: carbohydrate metabolic process. Bases 1 to 483 code for a protein of 160 amino acids. The transcript has 2 exons. NCBI's taxonomy places the organism in Eukaryota, Fungi, Basidiomycota, Agaricomycetes, Boletales, Suillaceae. The record is from RefSeq and is a predicted model, not a curated record.